UUUUUGAAGAAACUUUCCAAUCAUGAAUUAUAGCCAUUAUUCAAAUGAUCCCGCCCAAAAGUGUUACAUUACGUUCGUUUACUAGAACACUCACUCAAAAUAAAAAUGUCACCUAAUGUCAAAUAACCUAACCUAGACUUGAAUUGAAGUUUUCAUAAUUCAUAACCUUAAACAUCAUAAUCUGCUUUGAAAAAUUACUAAAAAAUGAUUAGCAGUGGCAUAUGUGUUAUUAAAUCGCAAUACAUAGCUGAGAUUAGCAAUAAUUCUUCUGAAACUAAUUCUAAUGAACCAGAGUCUGCUAGUAACCAUCAAGUUAACCAUAAUCCUCCUUCUAAAAAGCAAAAACUGGAACUAAAGAAAAAAAAGAACAAAGGUCAAAAUAAAAGUCGCCCAGUAACUUUUCGGCAAAAUAGAGAAACACAGUUAUGUCAUUCCUUAAUAGAUGUACGUGAAGAUGAGGUUCCACCAAAAUGUCCGAAACUGAGCUGCAAUUUUAUCCAUGAUACAGAAGUAUAUUUAAAAAUAAAACCACCUGAUAUAGGAGAUGAGUGCUAUAACUUUAAAAACUUUGGUCAUUGUCCCAGAGGAUUAACAUGUAGAUUUGGAAAAAAUCACAUAACCGAAAAUGGAAAAAAUAAAAUUGACAAAGAACAUAGACCUAUUAACCAUGUCUUAAAUAACUUAUCAAUAGAUACACAACAAUUACUUAGGAAAAAGCAGUACAAUUUUAAACUGGCUGAAAAUGUUGUUAAAUAUUAUGAUAGUAAAAAAAAAGAGCAACAAGAAAAAGUGAAUACCAAUAAUAAAAAUGAAAAUCUAAUAACGACAGGAGAUGUUUUAAAAACCCAAGGUACAGUAACUGAUGAAGAUGUAGUUAAACUACUAAAUAGAGAAAAAAAGAAAAUUAACUGGAGAAAUAAACUAUACCUAAGUCCACUUACUACUGUUGGAAACCUCCCUUUUCGUCGGAUUUGUAAAGAAUUCGGCGCUGACAUAACAUGCGGUGAAAUGGCUAUGUGCUCAUCUUUACUUCAAGGCUCGCCCAAUGAAUGGGCCCUCGUUAAACGACACCCUGCGGAAGACUUGUUUGGUGUGCAGCUUUGUACGAAUAACCCCUACCUUAUAGCAAAAUGUGCUCUAUUGCUUGAACAGAAUAUCUCAGUAGAUUUUGUUGAUCUAAAUUUGGGAUGCCCCAUUGAUCUUGUGUAUAAAGAGGGAGCUGGUUGCGGACUUUUGCGCAGACCCAAAGUUUUGGAAGCUUGUGUGAGAUCUGCAAGUACUAUUUUGAAUGUACCGUUCACAGUCAAAACACGAAUGGGAGUCUACAACAACGACAACGUGGCUCAUAAAAUGGUUAAAAAAUUUGAAGAAUGGGGAGCAAGUGCAGUUACGAUUCAUGGAAGAUCCCGUGAACAGCGUUAUACCAAACUUGCCGAUUGGAGUUACAUACAAACAUGUGUGAAGGCCGCCUACUCGUUUCCUAUCAUAGGAAACGGAGACAUCCUAAGCUAUGAAGACUACAAAUUGGCCAUUGAAACCUGUCCAGAAAUGGCAACCGUAAUGAUCGGUCGAGGUGCCUUGAUAAAGCCUUGGAUUUUUACCGAAAUUAAAGAACAAAAACUGUGGGACAUAUCGAGUUCAGAGCGAUUUAAUAUAAUUAAGAAAUAUGUCAACUAUGGUCUAGAACAUUGGGGUUCAGAUACUAAGGGAGUGGAAAAUACGAGACGUUUUUUACUAGAAUGGUUGUCUUUUUUACACAGAUAUGUUCCAGUAGGUUUACUUGAAACACCACCACAAAAAAUGAACCAAAGACCACCCAAGUAUGUGGGAAGAAAUGACUUAGAAACAUUAAUGGCAUCAAGUUCGUCAAUGGAUUGGAUUAAAAUAAGUGAAAUGCUAUUAGGACCUGUUCCUGAAGGAUUUCAAUUUUUGCCAAAGCAUAAAGCUAAUGCAUAUUAAUAAACUAAUUAAUUUUA
Messenger RNA from Agrilus planipennis (emerald ash borer), 1976 nucleotides. RefSeq names its product tRNA-dihydrouridine(47) synthase [NAD(P)(+)]-like (gene Dus3). The transcript has 5 exons. Lineage: Eukaryota; Metazoa; Arthropoda; Insecta; Coleoptera; Buprestidae. Bases 205 to 1959 code for a protein of 584 amino acids. Gene Ontology annotation, biological process: tRNA processing. Gene Ontology annotation, molecular function: metal ion binding; RNA binding; flavin adenine dinucleotide binding. The record is from RefSeq and is a predicted model, not a curated record.